Messenger RNA from Pseudogymnoascus destructans, 342 nucleotides. RefSeq lists its product as uncharacterized. Bases 1 to 342 code for a protein of 113 amino acids. Lineage: Eukaryota; Fungi; Ascomycota; Leotiomycetes; Thelebolales; Thelebolaceae. The record is from RefSeq and is a predicted model, not a curated record. The transcript has a single exon.
AUGUCAAUCUCUCUUCCUACAACUAUUACCCCUCUUGGAAUCGGAGAGCUUUAUGACAAGGUAAUUAGAGCUGGGAACAUACAAGAUGUCAUGGCAAUAUCAAACUUUCUAAACCCGGAGGAAGAGAAGGAUAUACAAGAUGGGAUGGAGGAAUCGGGACCAGAAGAGGUUUUAAAUGAGGUCUUAGAGGAGCAUCUAGGCCAAGGCAGUACCCAAGAUGAUGACAAAGAGGAGGAGCAGCUAGAGCAGCCUGUAUUUACUAUACAGAGUGCUUGUCAAGCUCUACAAGUUCUGAUUGGGUUUGCUGCAGGUCAAGAUGCUCUCAAGGCAGAGCAUUUAUGA